Molecule: messenger RNA, 2322 nt
Organism: Beta vulgaris subsp. vulgaris (sugar beet)
Lineage: Eukaryota; Viridiplantae; Streptophyta; Magnoliopsida; Caryophyllales; Amaranthaceae
Exons: 9
Coding region: 305-2035 (576 amino acids)
Source: RefSeq, a predicted model, not a curated record
UCUUGUCUUGCCCUUUUUUUUCACACCCUACCACUUAAAUGUGCCUUUUUUCUUCUCUCUCUCUCUCCUCUUUAGUACCCACACUCUGAAACCCAGCUCUCAACUCUUUAGAUCACCUCCAUUAAAUUCAAACGCACAACAUGUAAAGUCAUAAUUAUAACUGGGCACUGCUUCAAAUUUUGUACAACGCUCUUCUUUCACAGUUUCAGUGCCCCCCCAAUUUAAUUUAGGGUUCCAAUACAUUUUUGAAACUUGGAGAACAAAUUCAUUAUUAUCAUUGUUCAUUGAUUGAGAAAAAAAAAACAUGGGUGUUGCAGGAAUCAACCCAGCGUUGGGGGAAUUUGGGUUGGUAAAUACUACAACAAUGAAUGGUAAUGUGAAUGUUAAUAUCAACAUUAGUAAUGGAAAUGGUACAAGUGAUCUCAAAGACCAGAAUUUGUUGAAGCUUCAAAAACACCAUAUUUCUUGCUGGAAAUCUCAAAGGAAGCCAUUAUCAUGGUCUUUUGUUUGUGGGAUUAUGUUAUUUGCACUUGGUUUGAUUUCUUUAUUUACUGGCCAUGUUGUUUCUGAUCUUGAGUACUACUCUCACCGCUUGAUUAAACCUCACUUGAUCACCAAAUGGGCUAGGAGCCAUCAUGAACCAAUAAAUAUAUGGAAAUCAAAAUAUACGGAUGCUUACUAUGGAUGCAGUAGAAGAGGCCGACAUUUUCGUUCUGCUAUUCCUCAACGAUUUUCAAAUGGCUAUUUGCUUAUUGCAACCAGUGGAGGGUUGAAUCAGCAGAGGACUGGGAUAACAGAUGCUGUCGUUGUAGCUCGUAUACUUAAUGCUACUCUGGUUGUUCCCUCAUUGGACCAUAAUUCCUAUUGGAAAGACGACAGUGACUUCGCUGACAUUUUUGAUGUUGACUGGUUCAUAUCUUCUCUUGCAAAGGAUGUGAAAAUUGUGAAAAGAAUUCCUGACAAAGUCAUGAGAUCUAUGGAAAAGCCCCCAUAUACUAUGCGAGUUCCUAGAAAAUCAACUCCUGAAGAUUAUAUAGAGCUAGUAUUGCCAAUACUAUUGAGACGACGUGUUGUGCAGCUGUACAAGUUUGACUACAGGCUAGCCAAUGACCUUGACCCAGAGCUUCAGAAGUUGCGUUGUCGAGUUAAUUUUCACGCACUAAGAUUUACAAAACCAAUACAGGAACUUGGUUCAAGGAUUGUGAUGAAAAUGCGUGAGAUGGAUAAGCGAUAUAUUGCAGUUCAUUUGAGGUUUGAACCUGAUAUGCUUGCAUUUUCUGGGUGCUACUAUGGUGGGGGUGAAAAGGAAAUGAAUGAACUUCGUGAAAUCAGGAAACGAUGGGACACGUUACCAGAUUUGAGCCCUCUUGAAGAGCGUAAAAGAGGAAAAUGUCCACUUACUCCUGAAGAAGUUGGUGUAUUGCUACGAGCACUUGGGUUUAAGAAUGAUACCUACCUUUAUGUUGCGUCUGGUGAAAUUUACGGUGGGGAAGCAACUCUACAACCUCUUCGGGAGCUUUUCCCAAACUUUAACACGAAAGAGGCCCUUGCUGGUGAGGAGUUGAAAUCUUUGAUGCCCUACUCUUCUCGUCUUGCUGCCAUUGACUACAUAGUAUGUGAUGAGAGUGAUGUAUUUGUCACCAACAACAAUGGGAAUAUGGCAAAAAUACUUGCAGGUCGCAGGAGAUAUAUGGGUCACAAGAGGACGGUUAAACCAAAUGCAAAAAGGCUUAGUGCGUUAUUCAUGUCAAGGGAUACAAUGGAUUGGCGCAUUUUUGCUAAAAAGGUUAAGUCAGCCCAGAGGGGAUUCAUGGGUGAACCAGAUGAAAUGAAGCCAGGAAGAGGCGAAUUCCAUGAAUUUCCAGCUGCUUGCAUAUGCAGGAGACGAACUAAAGGACUUACAAAUGGCACUAGUGAAGAAGGUGACAUAUCUGAGAGUGAGAGAUGGCAUAGAUUCAACAAUACAGAUGCUAUUGCGGAGAAGUUUGGAUCUUUAAGAGAUGGAGAAGAUGAUGAGUUUUUGCCUAGAUUGUGAUCACACUAUCCUCAAAGUAACAUCAGGAUAAAUUCAUUUUUCUCUGAAUGGAUUUUGGUCAACGAAAUCUGAGUUAGAUUGAUGUAAAUAUCAGUUAGAAUACUCUGAUGACCUCCAAUUGUUUAUAAAUGCUUUUUUGCAGCUUAUGUAGCUACGGCUCAAAAUUGCAUUCUUUUUGAGUGAUUAGUCCGCCUAGCAUUAGGCCUUGGGUGUCGGUUGUUUGACAUACUCAUUGCUAUAGCAGAAGUGCUAAGGCAACUUUUGUAUCAAUAUGUUCAUUCUUUUAA